Molecule: messenger RNA, 3144 nt
Organism: Lagopus leucura (white-tailed ptarmigan)
Lineage: Eukaryota; Metazoa; Chordata; Aves; Galliformes; Phasianidae
Gene: INTS13
Product: integrator complex subunit 13
Exons: 17
Coding region: 80-2200 (706 amino acids)
Biological process (GO): regulation of mitotic cell cycle; centrosome localization
Cellular component (GO): integrator complex
Source: RefSeq, a predicted model, not a curated record
GGCCCGCGGCAGGGCCCGGGCGCGGCGCGGAGGAGGCCCGGGACCGCUGCAGCACCGCAGGAGUCGGCCCAAGAAGAAAAUGAAAAUCUUCUCUGAGUCUCAUAAAACUGUUUUUGUUGUGGAUCACUGCCCAUAUAUGGCAGAAUCCUGUAGACAGCAUGUUGAAUUUGAUAUGUUAGUAAAGAACCGGACCCAAGGAAUCAUACCUCUAGCACCCAUAUCAAAAUCAUUAUGGACCUGUUCAGUGGAAUCGUCUAUGGAGUACUGCAGAAUAAUGUAUGACAUUUUUCCUUUCAAGAAACUGGUAAAUUUCAUUGUGAGUGAUUCUGGAGCUCAUGUUUUGAAUUCUUGGACCCAAGAAGACCAGAACUUGCAAGAGUUAAUGGCAGCCUUAGCAGCUGUGGGGCCACCUAAUCCUCGGGCAGAUCCAGAAUGCUGCAGCAUACUUCAUGGGCUGGUUGCUGCAGUUGAAGCACUUUGCAAAAUAACAGAGUACCAACACGAGGCUCGAACCAUGCUCAUGGAGAAUGCAGAACGUGUUGGAAAUAGAGGAAGAAUAAUCUGUAUUACUAAUGCAAAAAGUGACAGUCAUGUUCGGAUGCUUGAGGAUUACGUUCAGGAAACCAUUCAUGAACAUAAUAAGCUUGCAGCUAACUCAGAUCACCUGAUGCAGAUCCAGAAAUGUGAAUUGGUCUUAAUCCAUACGUACCCAGUUGGUGAAGACAGCCUUGUUUCAGAUCGCCCUAAAAAAGAGCUUUCACCUGUUUUAACCAGUGAGGUGCACAGUGUCCGUGCAGGACGGCAUUUAGCUACAAAACUGAAUGUUUUAGUCCAGCAACACUUUGAUCUGGCUUCCACCACAAUAACCAACAUUCCUAUGAAGGAAGAACAACAUGCUAACACAUCAGCCAACUAUGAUGUGGAGCUUCUUCAUCACAAAGAAGCACACGUUGACUUUUUGAAGAGUGGUGAUAAUCACGUAGGUGGCAGCAGCAGAGAGGGCGCAUUUAAAGAAACUGUGACAUUAAAAUGGUGCACUCCUCGAACAAAUAGUGUGGAAUUACACUACUGCACUGGAGCAUACAGAAUUUCACCAGUAGAUGUAAAUAGCAGACCGUCUUCAUGCCUUACAAACUUUCUCCUUAAUGGUCGUUCUGUUUUGUUGGAACAGCCACGCAAGUCUGGCUCGAAAGUAAUUAGUCACAUGCUCAGCAGCCAUGGAGGAGAAAUUUUUCUGCAUGUAUUAAGCAGCUCACGGUCAAUUCUAGAAGAUCCCCCAUCAAUUAGUGAAGGCUGCGGUGGGAGAGUUACUGAUUACCGGAUUACAGAUUUUGGUGAAUUUAUGAGGGAAAACCGAUUAACUCCUUUUCUAGAACCCAGAUAUAAGAUCGAUGGAAGUCUUGAAAUUCCAUUGGAACGUGCAAAAGAUCAAUUAGAGAAACAUACUCGUUACUGGCCUAUGAUUAUUUCUCAGACUACCAUCUUCAACAUGCAAGCUGUAGUGCCAUUAGCCAGUGUGAUUGUAAAAGAAGCAAUGACAGAUGAGGAUGUAUUGAAUUGUCAAAAAACAAUAUACAAUUUGGUAGAUAUGGAGAGGAAAAAUGAUCCGCUGCCAAUUUCAACAGUUGGUACCAGAGGAAAGGGUCCUAAAAGAGAUGAACAGUAUCGGAUUAUGUGGAAUGAAUUGGAAACUCUGGUACGAGCACACAUUGGCAACUCUGAUAAGCACCAGCGGGUCUUGGAGUGUUUGAUGGCUUGCAGAAGCAAACCCCCAGAAGAAGAAGAACGCAAGAAACGAGGCAGAAAGAGAGAAGAUAAAGAAGACAAGUCAGAGAAGUCAGGAAAGGACUAUGAAACAGAUAAGCCAUGGCAAGAAUCAGAAAGGUUAAAAAGUCUCUUGGAUCGUGAAAAAGAAGAACUAGCAGAAGCAGAAGUUAUAAAAGAUUCCCCCGAUUCUCCUGAGCCCCCCAACAAAAAGCCUCUUAUAACAAUGGAUGAAAUGCCCGUAGUGGAAAAGGCAAAAGGGCCAAUGUCCUUGCUGUCUUUAUGGAGCAACAGGAUUAAUACCGCCAAUUCUAGGAAACACCAAGAAUUUAUUGGUCGUUUGAACUCUGUCAACAAUAAAGCUGAGCUGUACCAACAUCUGAAAGAAGAAAAUGGAAUGGAAGCGACAGAGAAUGGAAAAACUGGACGACAGUGAUUUUGUUCAAACAGAAUUUGGCCAAAUUGCACGGGGGGGGAACAAAAAUAGAACACCAUGAUGUUGGAGUUAAAAUUGGUACCAUUUAGUACAAUUGUUCUGGUUUUGUUUUUACUCUUUUGUAUUUCUAUUUUUCUAUGAACUGUAAAAUGCACGUAUCACACUGAAUGGUGUGCAAAUAGCCUGUCCUGAAGUACUGUACAGUCGACUUCUAAGAAUGAAGAAAGCCUCUGCUGCCGAGGACUAAAUGAAAUUGUCAAAGAUGAUCUGAAUUUAAAGUCCUUUUCCAUAAGUAUUUAAUACAGUGGUGACUGACUGUAUCGAAGAGCUUCAGUUUCAAUUGAUAAAUAACUGAUACUGUUAAUUUCAGUUCAUUAAUACUUUUAUUUAUAGAAAACUUCUCAGGCAUCCAGAGUUAUUGAAAAGACCGCGCACUGAACACCUUGUUGCUGAGCUGAGAAUAUCAGUCUUGGUUUUCAUGCAAGUGGUGGGGUGGGGGCGUGAGUGGUUUUAAAGACUAAAUGUUGGCUUCAGAACUUUUUAAAAUUUGUUAGGAAUGAACUUUAGAAAGCAAGAUCUUUCAGGUUGUUAUGCUGGAAUUGAGUGUUUUUAAACAAAAUUGAAAUAAAUUUUUUGCUAACCAUUAAAUGUUUUUUUUGAUGGAAUAUACCCUCCAAAUUACCUCCAAUUACCAAAUUACCUGUGGCUUUAGGCCAGUUUAGGCCCUAAUGCUUAUAAAGGGGAAGCUUAUUCUGAAUAUCUAAAUAUGGCUAAGAAAUGACAAAUGUGAUUAUCAGUCUUUUUUUUCUUUUCUUGUUUCCCUCAGAAGUAUCUCUGCUAGUCUCUCCAAGUAGCUGAUCCCUUCAGCAUGCCAACUGUAGAAGAGCAGGGCAUGAAGCUAUGGAGAUAAAAAAUAAAAAAUUAAAACCUCAUGCAGAAACUAA